AUGUCCUCCGACGAGAAUAUCAGCAACGACAAGCAAGAUGCCGCCACCAUUGAGAUGCUGCGUCGCUACCAGACUGCCGACAGCGUCUUGCUUCCAAUCCCUCGCGAUGCCUUUGAGAAGCUCUACCUGAGCCCAAAGACCCCCACAGCUGGAAACCUGCGUCGCACCUUUGGCAACCCAACCCCCAUCUCGCUGCUGGGCUUCCUGCUCGCUGCGACGCCGGCAGCCAUGUUGACCAUGGGCUGGGGUGGUUCGGGAGGUAAUGGUGGUGCCAUCCUCCCCGUAUAUAUCUUCUUCGGGGGCAUGGUGCAGAUUUUCGGUGCAGUAGGUGAAUGGAUCAUUGGUAACACGUUUUCAUGUGCGCUGUUCUUCACAUACGGAACCUUUUGGAUCGUGCAGGGAACUUCGCUGAUCCCAUGGUUUGGAGUUGGAACCAACUACUCGCCUACGGGCAAUUCUCUCGAGGGAAUGAAAACACCCGAGUUUGCUGCCACCACCGGUCUCUACUUUGCAGCACUUUCUGUCCUGACUUUUGUAUACCUGCUUUGCUCGAUUCGCACCAACAUCUGCCUCUUUCUUGCCCUUUUCCUGCUUGUGAUCACAUUUUCUCUAUUUGCGGCGACCUACUUUCAGCUGUCUUAUGGGAACUUGGAACACGCGGCCAAGCUCGAGUCGGUUGCCGGUGGGUUCAAUUUCGCUUUGUGUCUGCCUAUUUGGUGGAUCUUUGCGGCUCAGAUCUUUGAGGCGGUUGAUUUCCCUUUUUCACUUCCCGUGGGUGACUUGAGCACUGUGAUUCAGGGACGAAGCCAAAAGCAGAGGAAACGUGAGGCCGAGGUCCAGUGA
Penicillium oxalicum is the source of this 843-nucleotide messenger RNA. RefSeq names its product putative plasma membrane ammonium transporter (Ato3). Gene Ontology annotation, molecular function: acetate transmembrane transporter activity. The record is from RefSeq and is a predicted model, not a curated record. Gene Ontology annotation, cellular component: plasma membrane. Bases 1 to 843 code for a protein of 280 amino acids. NCBI's taxonomy places the organism in Eukaryota, Fungi, Ascomycota, Eurotiomycetes, Eurotiales, Aspergillaceae. The transcript is spliced from 5 exons.